Drosophila ananassae is the source of this 2248-nucleotide messenger RNA. Its product is annotated as insulin-like growth factor-binding protein complex acid labile subunit. Bases 124 to 1779 code for a protein of 551 amino acids. Gene Ontology annotation, molecular function: protein binding. The transcript has 2 exons. The record is from RefSeq and is a predicted model, not a curated record. Lineage: Eukaryota; Metazoa; Arthropoda; Insecta; Diptera; Drosophilidae.
AGCCCACUGGAUGCAGAAUUUGUAUAGCUCGGCCCGCUCGCAGUGCACUUCUGGAUUCUGACAAGACGAGAGUCGAAUUAAAUCAACGUCUGUUUCCAAACUUUAUACAAAGAUACACAUAGUAUGUAUUUCUAUCUGUGUCUCUUGUGUUGCAUUUGUGGCCUAAGGAUCGCAGCAGCUGCCGUUGUUUUGGAUGCCACUGGAAGGUUGAAUCUGAGUGCCACCUGUCCGGACACCUUUUGCAGUUUGACGGAAAAAGCGGUGGCGUACUCCGACUCGCCAGCAGUGCGAUUACGAGAGUUGCAUAUCAGCAACUGUAGUCGCGAGGCCGUGCCGUGGGUAGUGCUGAAUCUGACGCCCGGACUGCGGACACUGGUCAUCCGGAAUUGUGGGCCCUAUAGCAUUAGAAAGGAAAGCCUGUUGCCGGUGAGGAAUCUCACCUCUAUACUAAUGCAACGCACAAAAAUGUGGGCUCUGAGAACUGAUCAGUUCUCUGUGCUUCCCAAUCUAGAGAUCCUCGAACUCGGACAUAACGUCCUCUAUCAAGUUAAUUCGGAUGCCUUCAAUGGAUUAACGAAACUCAAGUUACUUGGCCUCCAAGGCAAUGCACUCGAGGAGAUACGGGAAAAUACCUUUGAUCCCCUCGUGGAGCUGGUGCAUCUGGACUUAAGUGGAAACCUGAUUGAAAAAUUACCCAAGGAUAUCUUUGCCAAGAACACAAAGCUGGAAACCCUCCUUCUGAAUGGAAAUCACUUAACUACUCUUCUGUCGGACACUUUGAUGCCAUUGACGAACUUGCGACUGCUGGAUUUGGGUCAUGCCGGCCAAUUGGAUAACUUGAUGCUAAAUAUUGUCAGUGUCCAGACUCUGAUACUGGAGGGCAGCAGCCUCACCGAUUUGAUAAUUCAUGGCGGGUUUAUCCGGCUCCAGGCGUCCAACAACGAGCUUAGUCACCUCCAUGUGGGCAACAAGUCAUCAGUUAUCGAAAUGAACCUCCACGGCAAUUUGCUUAAUGGAAACGAUACCUACAAUCUGCUGCGUGGAAUGUGGAGCCUUGAAAGACUGGAUCUCUCCAAGAACAUCAUAGAAUCAUUAGCUUUCAAUGAAUUCUACAGUGAGGGCCAGGACCUAUACCUGCUGCCUAGCUUAAAGUACCUGAACUUGGCCAACAAUCGAUUGGUUUCAUUACCAUCCGAUUCGCCCAUCCUUUCAUCGCGUCUCACCUUCUUGGAUCUGUCCCACAAUCUUCUCCUGACAUUGGACGUUGAGAAGCUGGCUGGACUGCCGAACGUGGAGAGCUUGUUCCUCGAGGGGAAUCGAUUGAGUACCUUUGACUACAAAAAGUUCCACUCAAAACACGAAACCCUCAAGGAGCUGGCAUUACACGACAAUCAUUGGAGUCCCGGGUUGUAUCGCAUAAUGUUUACUUACCUCAACGAUCGAGGGGUUCACCUGCAGUCGAGGAUCGAAAACAAAGCCCAAAUAACCAGCAGUCAGGUGGACAUAGACUGGCCGCCAAAGGAAGCGUCUGCUCAAAAACUGGAUGCGGCUGGUGUGACGGGAAUACAUCCCUACUGGACGCUAAGGGAUAUCCUGGCCUUCACCACCUUGCUCGUGGUGCUGGCCAUCUUGCUGAUGAAUCUCUACCACAUUCUGGAGGAGGAAGGCUGCCUACGCCGCUUCCGACGAUGGAGAAGGUCCACUGUUCCCGGAGGUAAUGCCAGGACGAGCACGAGGCGACUCAACGAACAGGACUCUGAAAACAGCUCCAGUGAUUAGAUGGAAUUUGUGAUCCAACGAUUUGAAUGCUAUUUCAACCGGCACCUCUAUGCAUACAUGUAUUUGGCGAAGGAGUUAACUUUAAAAGGAUUAUAGAACAACUUUUAAAGCAUAUACUAUUUUGAAAAUUUUACUCCUUCUAUACUAUCUGUUGUGUUAUUUUACUUGUUUUUUCAUAUCAACAAAAAUUUAAUAAAAAACUAUAUUUGUUUAUAUUGAAAGCACUGAUAGGAAAGCAGCUAUAGAAGGGAAAUCAUGGGAAAUGAAAUGUUAUUAAAUUCAAAUAUGUAAAAUAACUAUAUAAUAGCAUUUUUAGAACAAAUGUAGUUCUAUUAAGAAUAUUUUUAGAAUUGAAAAUAUAAUAGAAAUCGAGAAGGUCGCAGAACACUAAUGAGAUACUUUAUUUAUGUUUCUUAAAAUAAUUUUGUAAAUGUCAGAAUAAAUGUUUUUGAAAAACCUCCUUUCAAGA